Molecule: messenger RNA, 222 nt
Organism: Ostreococcus lucimarinus CCE9901
Lineage: Eukaryota; Viridiplantae; Chlorophyta; Mamiellophyceae; Mamiellales; Bathycoccaceae
Exons: 1
Coding region: 1-222 (73 amino acids)
Source: RefSeq, a predicted model, not a curated record
AUGCGCGGCGCGCUGAGCUCGACGCUGUACACGCUGGGUGCGACGGCGGUGUGCGUGUCGAUCGGUGCGAAGCACGGGGUGAUCGAGGUGAGGACGGAGAGGAUACGGGACGAGACGGCGCGAACGCUGUGCGCGGGGACGCUGCGCGCGAGCGACGCGGCGGUGGACUUGGCGUUUGAACUCGGGACGAGGAUCGCGCGAGAGCUGGGAUCGAAAAAGUGA